GUCCUCUCAGCUCCUCAUCACUCUUUUCUCUUCACAUACAUCUCCCUUUCUCUCCAAACUUAUUACACUCAACAUGCAGUUCAAGACUCUUGCCAUCGUCGCCGUCGCCGUUGCUGCCGCCAGCACUGUUCAGGCUCAGGGCUUUGCCAACAACUCCUGCACCCAGUGCGUUUUCGGCUCUUUCGCAAAAGAUACAACCUGCGCCAAGCUCAGCAAGGAAGACUUCACUGAGCUCACCAAUGCUUUUGCUGGUAAUAACGAGGUCAACGUCCCUGCCAUCAUCGCUGCCAUCCAGAAGCCCGACACUAAGGCUUGUGUUUGCUCCUGGUCGACAACUGCCUUCAAACCUGAUGGCACUGGCCCUGCUGGUAGCUGCUUUACCGGCACUACCCCUGCCCCUGCCUGCAAUUCCUCCCAAGUCGAUGAGGCCAAUGGUCAGCUCGCUCCCUUGGGCCCUAUUCUCAAGUGCAACGCUUCCCCCUCUGGAUCUCCAUCCGGAGGCAAGCCUUCUUCCACUGGUAACCCCGCUCCCAGCACCACUAAGCCCAGCUCUGGUGUUCAAUUGAACAUGCCCUAUGUUCUCUCGAUCGCCGCCGUUGGCCUUGCCGCCCUUGCAGGACUCUAAAUCCUCUUCUACGAACUUAUAAUAUUGUAGCUACUUGUAAUAUAAAAAAAUAAAACCUAAUUGAUCCUCAGUUGUAAAAAA
Molecule: messenger RNA, 706 nt
Organism: Lobosporangium transversale
Lineage: Eukaryota; Fungi; Mortierellomycota; Mortierellomycetes; Mortierellales; Mortierellaceae
Exons: 1
Coding region: 74-625 (183 amino acids)
Source: RefSeq, a predicted model, not a curated record